ACCGACCGGGCGGGGAGAAACGGCCGCCCCCGACUAGCGGCGGCGGCCUACCCGGGCCCAGCGGCGGCGACUCCGUUUUUGAGUUUGUCGCUGCCGGGCCCGGGCGGGUGAGGCUGCCACUCCAUGGGGAGGCCGGAGAGCCCCCCGCAGGCUGAGACCCGCUGUCCGCUGUGGGCGCUGCCUGAAGAACUGCUGCUGCUCAUCUGCUCGUACCUGGACGCGCGGGCCUUGGGCCGCCUGGGCCAGACCUGCCGCCGCCUUUGUCGCUUCACUUCCCGGGAUGUGCUCUGGAGGCGCCUCGCUCGUUCCUGCCUCAACGCAGGCUUCAGCGCGCUCGGCGCCGACCUAGCAGCUGGUGUUCCAGUGAAAGAGAGGGUCAAGGUUUCUCAGAACUGGAGGCAUGGGCGCUGUCGGAGAAUCUCGCUCCUCAGAUGGAAACGCAAUUUACUGCCCUGGAUGCAGCUAGAUGGUGACUACCUCUACCUAUCUCAGGCAGAAGACAUUCAGGUUUAUUGGCUCCAUCCCAAUGGCACCAGCAUGCAACACUGUCCUCAGGCAGUCUUCUCUGGCCACCAGGAGGACGUGUGCCGCUUUGUGCUUGCUAAUGGCCAUAUUGUCAGUGGAGGAGGAGAUGGCAAUAUUGUCCUCCAUAAACUGAAUGGCUCCUUCAGCUUCAAGUUCUUGGGGCAUGAACAGGAAGUGAACUGCGUAGACUGCCAAGGAGGCAUCGUUGUGAGCGGUUCCCGGGACAGGACAGCAAAGGUUUGGUCGCUGUCACCAGGCAGAACUGGGCAGUGUCUUCAUACAAUACAGACUGAAGACCGGGUCUGGUCUAUUGCCAUUAGUCCAUUAUCAAGUUCAUUUGUGACGGGAACAGCAUGCUGUGGACAUACUUCACCUUUGAGAAUCUGGGACUUGGGGAGUGGGCAACUGGUCACUUGCCUUGGAACAGAAUUCCACCGAGGCGCUGGAGUCUUGGAUGUUCUCUAUGAAACACCUUCCACCUUGCUCUCCUGUGGGUAUGAUACUUACAUCCGGUACUGGGACUUAAGGACAAGCACAAGGGAAUGUGUGAAGAAAUGGGAAGAGCCACAUGACAGUGCCUUGUACUGCAUUCGGAGCAAUGGCAAUCACAUGAUCGCAAGUGGCUCUUCUUACUACGGUGUGGUCCGUCUUUGGGAUAAACGGCAAACCAGGUGCUUGCAGAGCUUCUCCUUGUCAUCACCCGUCAGUAGUCCUGUGUAUUGCCUGCGCUUCAGCACCACCCAUCUCUACGCUACCGUGGCAUCUGCACUGUAUGCCCUUGAUUUCACCACCUCCUGACACAGAUUGGCCUGGACUCCAGAUUUGAUGCCCAGCUCAGGAAUCACCAAGAAGAGAUAACGUCAUUGAGACAAGCAGCCUGAAAGUCACACUAAGUGCUAAGGAGGACGCCAUGGAGGGGAGUUCACCUGCCUUCUGAUUUCAAUAGAGGCUCAUGUCUCCUUCCAAUUCUUUUAUCUUGCACAUUUUGCGGUUCGCUGUUACCCUUUAAAUUUCUCUGAAGGCAUUGUUCAGUAAACUUGAGAAUGUGUGCAUUUUGGGGCGGGGGAUAUCAGCAUAGAUUCCAUUUUGACCUCUGCGUGCUGCAAGUCCAACUGUACUGAAAUCAGUUGGAUUUAGUUUAGGAAGAACUGACUGUACCCUAGACAGUGAAGAGGGGGUGAAGAGCCUUUUACUCCUGCUUUACUGAUAUUCAUCACUGCCUCAUAAUUGAGCACUGGGCUAUAAGAGCAAAGCCUAGCUGGCUCUGUAUAAUUGUACCAAAUUAACUAUUGCCAUCUGGCAGCAUAGAAAGAGUGAUUCAUUAGAUUGGUUCUGUCCGGUCAAUGUGUUGAAUAAAUUGUCGAAGUGGAAUGCAAGAA
Elgaria multicarinata webbii is the source of this 1904-nucleotide messenger RNA. It is a transcript of the gene FBXW4, whose product is annotated as F-box and WD repeat domain containing 4. The transcript is spliced from 9 exons. Bases 124 to 1323 code for a protein of 399 amino acids. Gene Ontology annotation, molecular function: protein binding. Lineage: Eukaryota; Metazoa; Chordata; Lepidosauria; Squamata; Anguidae. Gene Ontology annotation, cellular component: SCF ubiquitin ligase complex. The record is from RefSeq and is a predicted model, not a curated record. Gene Ontology annotation, biological process: SCF-dependent proteasomal ubiquitin-dependent protein catabolic process.